UUAAAAAAUCGUAAUGCUUAAAAUAGUGAAAUAUUGUAAAGUCUAUCAUGCUCCUAUACAUAUCUUAAAGUACAAUCAUAUUCCUGUCUGUUUACGGAAAUAUUCAAUGAGAUUUAAUAAUUCCAAUCCCCCCCCCCCGCUCUCCCACAUUUUGGUGUAUAUAAGGAUUUGUUUUUUGUAUUUUUGUUUCACGCAAAAGUGGCUUGACUCUUGAACGAUAUCACGUGAAAAUUGGAGAAGUAUAUCAAUAUGUAACCCUUGUACCCCUCACUUUCUCGGCCUUCUAGACUACUCCUAAGUUGGCUCUAUUACUGAUAACACAAGAAAGCAAUGGCAACUAAGUGGGGAGUCGUCAGUGCUGGAAAAAUAUGCCAUGACUUUGUAACAGCUGUCCAAAGUAUACCAGAAGGUGGACAACAUGAAUUUGUUGCCAUUGCAGCUAGGAGUUUAGCAUCAGCUAAAGAAUUUGCGUCUAAUCAUAACAUUCCUAAAGCUUAUGGCUCAUAUGAAGAACUAGCCAAAGAUCCAGAUGUUGAGGUUGUCUAUAUUGGGACUGUUGCAUCUCAUCACUUCGCUGUUGGCAAACUUAUGUUGGAAAAUGGCAAACAUGUAUUAAUGGAAAAACCUUUCGCUUUAAAUUUGAAACAGGCAAAAAUGUUGAUAGAAAUUGCUAGAAGAGAAAAUCGUUUUCUCAUGGAGGCUGUCUGGAGCAGAUUCUUCCCUGCUUAUAAAUUAUUGAUGGAACUGAUUGAGAAAGGCACUAUUGGAGAUGUUGUUCAUGUAAACGUGAAGUUUGGCUUACCACUUUUAUCUGUUCAACGCGUGAUGUCUAAAGCUGUUGGUGGAGGCACCAUUCUUGAUCUUGGUAUUUACACAAUUAAUGCUGUAACUAUGAUCUAUAAAGGUGAAAAGCCAAAAAAAAUUGCUGCUGUUGGGCAUUUAAAUGAUGAUGGAGUGGAUAUAACCAUGAACAGCAGUCUGCUGUACAGUAACAACCGCACUGCAAAUAUCGCCUCUAAUGCCUUAGCAGAAUUUCCAAAUGAUCUUGUUAUCACUGGUACUAAAGGUCAUAUAAGGAUCCCCAACCCAUUCUGGUGCCCCACCACUGUUAUAACAGAUGAAAACAAGUAUGAAUUUCCUCUUCCAGAAACUAUAAACCCUUGCAAUUUUACCAAUAGCUCUGGAUUAAGGUUUGAGGCAAUGGAAGUUAGAGAAUGUUUAAAGAAAGAUAUCAAAUUUGACUUUUUGCAUUCUAUUCUUUCUUGCUGUUAUGGAAGUCUCGUUCAUGCUCAUUUGCUGCAAUAUGGGAAUCUCAUGGAAAAGGAACGACUACCUCGCAAACCGAAAACUGGACUGAUCUAUACGGGGAGUAGAAAAGGGGCGAGUUUCCAUAAUACACAAUUGCAAAUGGAGCUUUGGAAAGUGAAAUAAUGCCGUUGAUGGAUACUGAAAUUAUGACAGCCAUCAGUGAUGAAAUUCGACAUCAGCUUGGAGUUGUGUAUGAUGUUGAUUAGAGUAUGUAUGGCCAAAUGGAAAUGAAAAUGGAUUCAUUAAAUAUAAAUCAAUGUAUCAAAUUAUUGUGAGAUGGAAAUGAAAACUGAAUAAUCCAUCAUAAUUUUUCAAUAAAUAAAAAGCAUUGCAAAAGCAGUGUGAUGAA
This is a messenger RNA of Argiope bruennichi, 1657 nucleotides long. RefSeq names its product trans-1,2-dihydrobenzene-1,2-diol dehydrogenase-like. Bases 331 to 1431 code for a protein of 366 amino acids. Lineage: Eukaryota; Metazoa; Arthropoda; Arachnida; Araneae; Araneidae. The record is from RefSeq and is a predicted model, not a curated record. Gene Ontology annotation, molecular function: nucleotide binding. The transcript has 9 exons.